AUGGUUAUUUUAACUAAAGCGCAAAAAAAAAUUCCAAAAUCAAGAAAUCGUUGGACAUUCAAGGAAGACGAGUCUUUGCGCGAAUUAUAUAAAAGGCAUGGGCCUAAAUGGUCUUUGAUUGCGAAAUCUCAUAAAACUCGAUCCGCGAAGCAAUGUCGAGAAAGGUGGUUGAACCAUCUUAACGAUUGUGUAACAAAAACGCCAUUUACUAAUGAGGAAAAGGUCAAAAUCUGUUAUAUGCACCAAGAAUUCGGAGCGCAUUGGUCGAAAAUCUCUAAACAUCUACAUGGUCGGUCUCCUUUAAGUAUUAAAAAUCUGUGGAAUAAUAGAGAAAGAACCGAAACACGAAACAUUAAUAAAAUGGCAAUUAAUUUUUUGUUAAAUUGA
Ambispora leptoticha is the source of this 387-nucleotide messenger RNA. The record is from the annotation of a GenBank genome assembly. NCBI's taxonomy places the organism in Eukaryota, Fungi, Glomeromycota, Glomeromycetes, Archaeosporales, Ambisporaceae.